ACGGCGCACGCCUAAAGUUGGCCAGCAGAGGCACCGGCGUAAUUUCAGUACUCACAAGCGCGCUCCUCUACAGGUUAGAGCGAGCGGCACACAACACACAGCACGUCAUACACACAUAAGAGACGGUGGCAACGCUCUCUCAUCAGCAGCCAGCAAACUGUCCAUUGCAUUUAUUCACAGCAGUUUUUUUCUACCCUCAGCAGCAGCCAGCCAGCACUCCGCAAGUCAGAAACUUGUCAUCGGUUAGUGCGACAGACUUUUGCGCGAGUGAUGCUUGAAUGUGACGACUGACCCUUUUCGCCGGCGGGGAGGGGGGUCUUCAGCAGCGACCAUGGUGCGUCAGGGCACCACCAGUUUCGGCGGCGAGCAAGUGAACGGUGGAGCCGGCGCCGACUCCGAGUCGGACGUGCCCAUGUCCGAUUUCGAGGACGACGAUGACGACGACGACGACGAUGAGGACGAUGACGAGGAGGAUUUGCCCUACCCGGGCUUCAUCCCCCUGGCCCUCGGAUGCCUGGACCAGCAGACGCGACCCAGGAACUGGUGCCUGCGGAUGAUCACCAAUCCGUGGUUCGAGAGGGUCAGCAUGAUGAUCAUCCUGCUCAACUGCGUCACCCUGGGCAUGUACCGGCCGUGCAUCGAUGACGACUGCACCACCAGCAGGUGCAAAAUCCUCCAGAUUUUUGAUGAUUUCAUUUUUGCCUUCUUCGCCAUCGAAAUGUCCAUCAAGAUGCUGGCCAUGGGGGUGUACGGGAAAGGAACGUACCUGGCUGACACGUGGAACCGGCUCGACUUUUUCAUCGUCAUGGCUGGGGCGCUCGAAUACUGCCUGAACGUGGAGAACAUGAACCUGUCAGCUAUUCGAACCAUUCGAGUUCUUCGUCCUUUGAGAGCCAUCAACCGUAUUCCAAGUAUGCGCAUUCUGGUGAUGUUGUUGCUGGACACCCUGCCCAUGUUGGGCAACGUCCUGCUGUUGUGCUUCUUCGUCUUUUUCAUCUUCGGCAUUGUCGGCGUGCAGCUGUGGGAGGGAAUCCUACGCCAGCGUUGCUUUCUCAAGCAGUUGCCCAACAUCAGCUACCCGCAGCCACUGAGUUCGUACUAUCGCUACCUGGAGCAAGACCGCGACUACAUUUGUUCCAAACCGGAGGACAACGGCAUGCACACGUGCUCCAACCUGCCACCAUACCGGCACAACGGAAUCGAGUGCAACGGCACCGCGCUCCCCUUUAGCUCCAACAUCCCCACGAACGCUAGCUGUGUUAACUGGAACCAAUACUACACCGAGUGCAAGAGCCAGGGCAACAACCCCUUCCAGGGGGCCAUCUCCUUUGACAAUAUCGGACUUGCUUGGGUCGCCAUUUUUCUUGUGAUUAGCUUAGAGGGUUGGACGGACAUUAUGUACUACGUGCAGGACGCGCACUCAUUUUGGGACUGGAUCUACUUCGUCCUCCUAAUUGUGAUCGGCUCCUUCUUCAUGAUAAACCUGUGCCUAGUCGUGAUAGCUACGCAGUUCUCUGAGACUAAGAAGCGCGAGAUGGAGCGGAUGCGGCUGGAGCGGGCGCGCUUCCACUCGUCCUCCACGCUGGCCAGCACGCAGAACUCGGAGCCGACCACGUGCUACGCCGAACUGGUGCGUUACACUGCGCACCUGUGGCGCAGGGCCAAGAGACGCAUCAUAAACCGCUACCGGCUCUACCAGUGCCGCAAGCAGCAGCGUAACAACACACAUCCACCCCUAUCCUUUCAGCCCUGCGCCAGGCACUCGGAGUUUGUUUGUAGGCACGGGAUGAGCAGAAAAAGCCAGGCCGGUCCUGGUCCACCGCCGCCGCGCGUUCUGGAGCACGAGGAGGCCGGUCGCGGACCGCCAGUGUGUCCGGUCGGGCCCCGACCGCCUGACGAGCCCGAAUUGAAUUCGCCGCCGUCGAUUCACGCCCCCAGGGCUAGUCCAGAGGUGUCUGACAUCGACCCUCUGUCAAGUCCGAGGAACAAACAGAGCGGCCCUAGCGGUGGGUUGCUUAGGGUGCCCUCUUUCAAUGGAGCUUGGGAAGGAGAGGGUGGAGGGAAUGGUGGAGGGCUUCUGUCCCCAGGCAAUGGCAACGCCAGGAGACGCAGCAGCGUCAUGUUCAGCGACGUGGUGCUGCUGCACGAUGAUCAGGGCAGCAGCAACAGCGCUCCUGGAGUCACUAAGAACGUUUGCUCUAGCGAGAAGAUGACCCAGGCUGGCGAUGGGCACAUCCAUUCUUGGCGAGGCGGACGAGGACUCUCGGCACAAAGUUCGUUUGACGCUGGCGGGGCGGCCUAUCAAUUAGACCUGCAUCGCCAGAGCACAAUAUCAGCGCCGGCCCCGAUGACUUGUCAAGAACUUUUGGCCCUCAGCGGUGCCCUCAGCGCCGCCCUGCCGACGCAGCUCGCCCUAGACUCGAGGCACGUGCAUUCUUUCUUUUCGUCGCUCAGCAAGGGCGACAGGAGGCAUGUGUCCGCCCCCGCUGAUCUGCAGAACGACCAGAUGGAAUGGGACUCGGACGUGGACGAGUGUGGCGAUUGCACGUCUGAGUGUGAGGCUGAGUGGUACGCCCACGAGCAGUCGUGCUGUUACCAACAAGCCCUGCGACCUCCGGCCCAGAAAAGCUGUUGUUCUCGCUGCCUGGGCAGCGUGCGGCGGAUGAUCAAAGCACUCGUCGAGCACAAGUACUUUCAGCAAGGCAUUCUGCUCGCCAUUCUAGUCAACACUCUCAGUAUGGGCAUUGAGUACCACAACCAGCCUGAAGAGCUGACUGUCAUUGUGGAGUACAGCAAUGUUGUGUUCUCGGGAAUUUUCGCCGUGGAAAUGCUGCUCAAAAUCACCGCAGAGGGGCCUUUUGCUUAUAUAAGUAAUGGAUUCAACGUCUUUGACGGCAUCAUUGUUGUCCUCAGUGUGGUGGAACUCUGCCAAACAUUCCUUGGGUCGCGCGAAGGCAGCUCAGGACUAUCCGUCCUGCGAACCUUCCGGCUGCUGCGCAUCCUCAAACUGGUCAGGUUCAUGCCCAAUUUGCGCCGCCAGUUGUUCGUCAUGCUGCGAACCAUGGAUAACGUGGCGGUUUUCUUUGCGCUUUUGAUUCUCUUCAUUUUUAUAUUCAGUAUUUUGGGAAUGUACUUAUUUGGCGGUAAGUUUUGCAUGUGGUAUGAUGGAACGAGGGAAUGCUCUUGUCAUGAAAUCGUCAAUCAUGAUCCAAAGUGUGUUUGUGACCGCAAACAUUUUAACAAUAUCCUAUGGGCGACAGUCACGGUAUUCCAGAUCCUGACUCAAGAGGACUGGAACGUGGUCUUGUUCAACGGCAUGGAGAAGACCAGUCACUGGGCGGCCCUCUACUUUGUUGCCCUCAUGACCUUUGGCAACUACGUGCUCUUCAACCUGCUGGUCGCUAUCUUGGUCGAGGGAUUUUCCGCCGAGAGAAAUGAGCGACUCGAGCGAGAGCAAAGAGAGCUUGCCAAGGCUCAGCAGCAGGAGGCGGCGGCCCAGGAGGCGGCGGCAGCAGCAGCAGCGGCGGCUGCAGAGUACGACCCUGAGGACUCAGGGGGCUCUGGCAGCAGCAGUUCCUGCCUGGAAAACGUUAUGAAGCCAGACAACCCUGUGAGGAACAACUUUGGACAGCAGGAGAGAGAAAACGCGUGGAAGGUCAGGACCCAAGUUGAGUUUGAACCAAAAUGCAACAUCCAAAAAGAAAGCCAAAUGCUGCAACAACAGCAGCAACAGGGUGGCCAGCAGAUUAGCCUUUCGCCACCCCCGACGAUGCCGCCGGCGCCCGUAAUAACCCACACGGCGGCCACACCGCAAGACUCGCCGAACGCCACCCUCGAGCCUGGCGCCGUUGGCCUGCACAGGCUCAAUCCUAACAUUAGUUUAUACGCCAGUUCUCUUUCCAUUGAUUCCAUCGACAGAUCAUCACGUAUCCAGAGACUUUGGGAAAACCGCCUGCAUUUUUCAUCCCAGUGCAGCAUUCCAGGCCUGUUGAGGCCACCGGCCCAGGGUCCCAGUCACUCACACGCGUCCCGCGAGUCCUCAGGGUCGACAAACUCCAGCUCUAACACACCACGAAGAGUCAGUCUUUCAGUAACUCCACCAAGUGGCUCCAGACCUAGCUCUGGACUGAAUAGGACAGCAGGUUGGCGAAUAUCAAGGCCAUCCCUCCGAUCACGGCAGAGGAUUCAGGGCGCCGAAGAGGUCCCUGAGGACUUUGUACUCAACAAUGGUGCUCACAACAACUCGUACCAACAAAAUCGUCAAAACAAUAAUCUCGCAGUGCCUCCCAUGCAAGAGGGCGACCAGCACUUGCACUGCAAUGGAGGUCUCCUCGGCUCGAUACGUAAUGAUACUCAGUCGCCUGCACGCAACAACCUGCUCUCAGUGCAGGCACCCACCACGUCCACGUGUUCCCUGAGACGCCCUUCAGCGUGCUCCACGCUCCUCCCACCAUCGGUCUCUAAUCCGUCAUCAAGAUCUCCAAGUAUAGCUCCUCCGCAUUCCCCAUUCUUGCAGGGUUCGUCCUGGCAAAGACACCAUGCACACUACCACCACGGCCGGCACAGCUCCCUCUGCGAGGGGGCGCACGUGCCAAUGCGCCUGCUGCACCAUCGACCCUCCUUGGGACCUCAGGUGGGUGGCUAUAGGUCGCGCAACGCGUCCAUUUGCCUGCAUCACCACCCCAUCGGCCCGUCAAAAUCCUACAACAGCCACAAACUGUCCACAUCCCCACUACCCCAGGUUAAGGUCACGACAGAGGAGGAAGAGCCCAACAUCAAGAAGAUCUUCAAAUUCUUCGAGCCGAGGGGAUGCCUGAAGGAGAGGGACGACUAUUCCCUCUACAUUUUCUCGCCGACCGACUCGAAAAUUCGCAAGUUAUGUUGCUGGAUAGUGGAGCGGAGGUGGUUUGACAAUGUGGUGCUGUUCUUCAUCGGCCUCAACUGCAUUACCCUGGCCAUGGAGAGACCGAAUAUACCGCCCGACUCCACUGAGAGAAUAUUUCUUGCCACUGCAAACUAUGUGUUUACCGCCGUUUUUGCGCUAGAAAUGUUGAUCAAAGUGAUAGCCACUGGUAUGUUUUACGGCCGCGAAGCGUACUUCACUUCAGGCUGGAACAUCAUGGAUGGCGUGCUCGUUCUCAUCUCCAUAGUUGAUCUGCUUAUGUCCGUGAUUUCUGAAAGCAGCCCCAGAAUAUUUGGAAUAUUAAGAGUUUUUCGGUUACUUCGAUCUUUAAGGCCGCUGAGAGUCAUCAACAGAGCGCCGGGCCUCAAACUUGUAGUACAAACGUUGUUAUCAUCAUUGAGACCCAUCGGAAACAUUGUCCUGAUUUGCUGCACAUUUUUCAUUAUUUUUGGAAUCCUAGGUGUACAGCUAUUCAAAGGUGCAUUUUACUACUGUGAAGGGCCAGACAUUAAGAAUGUGAGAAAUAAGACUGACUGUUUGGCCGACAAGAAAAACUCGUGGGUUAACAGAAAGUACAAUUUCGACGACCUGGGCAAAGCGCUCAUGUCAUUGUUCGUGCUCUCAUCCAAAGACGGUUGGGUCAACAUCAUGUACACCGGCCUCGACGCAGUCGGCGUUGACCAACAGCCCAUCGAGAACUUCUCGGAAUGGCGCCUGCUUUAUUUCAUCUCAUUCCUGUUGCUUGUCGGCUUUUUCGUACUCAACAUGUUUGUCGGUGUUGUGGUGGAGAACUUCCACCGCUGUAGGGAAGAGCAAGAAAAAGAAGAGAAGGCAAGGCGGGCAGCCAAAAGGGCCAAGCAGAUGGAGAAAAAGAGAAGAAGGAUGCACGAGCCGCCCUAUUACGCCACCUACUCGAGGCCCAGACUUUUGGUCCACAACGUAGUCACCUCGAAAUACUUUGACCUGGCCAUUGCAGCAGUCAUCGGAUUGAAUGUGGUCACCAUGGCGCUUGAGUUCUACAUGAUGCCCAAAGCUCUCUCAUACGCGCUCAAAAUUUUCAACUACUUUUUCACAGCGGUUUUCAUCCUUGAGUCCAUGAUGAAACUACUCGCCCUUGGAAUGCACUUAUACUUUAAAGACAGAUGGAACCAGUUGGACGUAGUGAUAGUGAUUUUGUCCAUCGUGGGAAUCGUUCUUGAAGAAGUUGAGUCAAAAAUAAUUCCGAUCAACCCUACCAUCAUCAGGGUAAUGAGGGUGCUAAGGAUAGCCAGGGUUCUGAAACUUCUGAAAAUGGCCAAAGGUAUCAGGGCCCUUCUCGACACGGUGAUGCAAGCCCUGCCGCAGGUGGGCAACUUGGGCCUUCUCUUCUUUCUUCUCUUCUUCAUAUUCGCCGCCCUUGGAGUCGAGCUUUUCGGCAGACUGGAAUGCAGUGAAGAAAUACCCUGUCAGGGCUUAGGCGAGCACGCGCAUUUCAGCAACUUCGGCAUGGCUUUUCUGACCUUGUUCAGAGUGGCCACUGGUGACAACUGGAAUGGCAUAAUGAAAGACACCUUGCGGGACACUUGUGAUGAUGCGGCCGACUGCGUACGCAACUGCUGCGUUUCCACGGUUAUUGCGCCAAUUUUCUUCGUCAUCUUCGUGCUGAUGGCGCAGUUUGUGCUCGUGAACGUCGUCGUCGCGGUCCUUAUGAAGCAUCUAGAAGAGUCGCAUAAGCAGAUGGAGGAUGAGCUUGACAUGGAGGUGGAGCUGGAGAGAGAGCUUCAAGCGGAACAAGAGGAAGCUGAGGAGGCGGAGGCUGCAGAGGCCUUGCAGCAGGCGCUACGGUUAACCAUGCAAGAGGAGGAAAACAACUUGGGGCGUCACAAACAACUGAGCAAGGUGCUCUCACUACCCGCUAAUUUCACAUUUAGUUCUAUGGAAGAAGGACACGCCGGAACUAACGCGUCAGGCCAAGCUUUAUCUAAGGAAGCUGCAGACGCGCCGUCAGGGCCUCAGGGCAUCUCUCAGCCGCUGCGCCCGACGCACCUGACGCCGCUGCGCCGACGAGUGCCGCCUGCCUACCCGGCCAACAACUGUCCAAAGGCGAUGCUGUGCCGGCGCUCGGGCAGCGAACCGAGCAUCGCGGCCGCCUCCGGGGGCGGCGCGGGUGGUCGCGCAGCAGAGCGCAAGAUGCUGCGACGACCCGGCAGCAGCGGUAGCCUGCACUCCCUCGUAUUGCCGCGCGACACGUCAAGCGGGCUGUCGCCCGAGUGCGUGGCCCCCGGUAAAACCAUGGUGCCCCCGCCGUACCAGACCCCGAGCAGCGAGCAGGCCCCACCCCUCGGGGUCACCACGCCGACCUUCUCGUUCUCGUACAGUGACAGCUGCAGUGAGACAGUCAGCAGCUCCGAGUCUAUCACCUCGCCGUCGGAACUCUAGUGAGCGAAGUCGCGUUGAUAUAGUUUUCGUUUUUGGCCUAUAUAAGUCAGUUGUUCGUCUAGAUUUAAACGCAUACACGCAAAUGAAAGUGAGAUUGGGAUUCGGGGUGAGGCCUCUUCUGGCGUACGCUUUACCUGAAACAGGGCAUCCGGCGGCCGACACGCUUUUUUGGGGAUCUUUCGCCUUUUUCGUUGCUAACUUGGUUCCUUUUCGGUGGUUUGACUAUGAUGAGAGCUUAAUAUCCUUGGAAUAUUUGUGUGAUUUCAAUCAAAUGCUGCCUUUUAAGCAUGUAAAUCAAGCGUAGUGCGUUUAUUUCCUCUUUUGUUCGCUCGUUUUACAUGUUAUGCUACAAUUAAUCAAACACGCGCAAUUCAUCUUUACAUACAAUCCGGUUCAAAAGUACAUAAUGGAAAAAAUGCCUUCUGUGAAAGCUAAAAUUGCAUACUUUCGGCCUCCCUUCUAUCUGCCCUGCUGGAGACAAAAUGAAUAUUCAUUGAAACGUUUCGCGAUUGCUGAUUGGGAGUGAGUUCGUUCACUUCUGUUGCAUAUGCUAUAAAGCUGAAAAGAAAUUUAUGAUUACAUUAACGUAAUAUGAAAUUCUGUGAUAGGGUUUGUGUGUAAAAGUAAUAUUCCUCAAAAUAAGUGUAAUUUCGUGUAGAGUCGAUUUUUAAAUGUAAACGUGUUGAUCGCUCUGCAAGAGAGAAAAAGUAGUAAAUGGUGAGCUGAGUGUUGAUUAUGGAUGACGGUAGCUCGUUCAAUAUUAAAAAAUUUGAGAGUGCAGAACUCACCUUUGUAAAAGAAGAAAAACGUUGUCAAUUUUGUGUAAAAUUUUUAAACCCUUUGAACGUUUUGGAAGCGUAUGUAAUUUAUAAAUUCGCAAAAAAGGGUAGCAGUAGAAAGAGAGCAAAAAAGAGUAAAUUGUCAUAUUUGGUGUAUGCAGUUCACGAAUUUUUGUGAGUCUUUGAGAGCCACAAAAUUAUAAUCUAUAGUGAAAUCGACCAUUGGUGAAUGUAACCUUCGACAAACUUGAUAAUCCAUGUGAACGGUCCCAUUAAUUAUAACGUUGGCACGAGCGUGUGAGCCACGCGCAAAUUUUGUUUGUAAAUGUACCAUACUAAGGAAGCUCGAUUUUCUUGGCAAGGGAUCGCGGAAACGCCAAAAAUUGUCCGCACCAGGCCCAAGGAAACAGUCCUUCCUCUUUGCCACGGGGAAAUCUCGCUCAUUUCGACACGAUUCCAGUUUCCCUCUCUUUAAAAUACACUUGCAAAAGCUCAACUCUUCACUCUGUAUCUGUUAGGCCAAUAUUUCCCCUGCAGGAAGAUAACCUUAUGUAGUUGAUUCGAUUUACAUGUCAUCCCUCUAUCUCUUGGGAGAAUUUAGCGAAAGAAAAGGAAACUCUAUAGGUAUCGUAAGCAAAGACACAAGACGCCUCUCAUUCUGCGACAAGAGCAAUAUUGAUAUAUUUUUUAGACACUACGUAGCAGUUGAGGUGCAUACAUCCUUUGACUUUGAAAACAUCUCCAAACUGUGCCUUUUUAUAUUUUAAAGUCACACAGUGUGCGAUGAGCACAGACUAAUGAGGCGCGCGCAGUCAGGUCCAUCUUCUAUCACUAAUACUAAUUUUUGCUUUUAAGAACAUUCCCCCAUAAAAACGGAUUAAUACAUUUUUUUCUAAUUAAGAAAAGCUAUUUUCCUCCAGGUCUAAACGAACGGUUUCUGCGAAAGGUUUUCGAAAUCAGAUAAUAAUUUAUAAAUUGAUAAUACUUUUUAAUUGAUUUAAUUCAAUUUUCCAAAUCUCACAUUCC
Molecule: messenger RNA, 9126 nt
Organism: Cloeon dipterum
Lineage: Eukaryota; Metazoa; Arthropoda; Insecta; Ephemeroptera; Baetidae
Product: voltage-dependent T-type calcium channel subunit alpha-1G-like
Exons: 36
Coding region: 332-7321 (2329 amino acids)
Biological process (GO): membrane depolarization during action potential; calcium ion transmembrane transport; calcium ion import
Cellular component (GO): neuron projection; voltage-gated sodium channel complex; voltage-gated calcium channel complex
Molecular function (GO): voltage-gated sodium channel activity; low voltage-gated calcium channel activity
Source: RefSeq, a predicted model, not a curated record